UAGUUCUGUUUUUUUUAAUGGCAUGUGUGAUGCGAAUCCAUCUGUACAUGGCAAUUCGCAAUAUAUCAUAACUGCGUAGGCCAGUCGAUUUUGGAGGCAAAAUAUAUCGCAAAGGAGCUAUAAAAAUCACGGUACCUCCUUAUUAAUAUACUAGUCGUGCAUUCAAUUACUAAUCAAUUUCUCGGUAAGCAAGUGUUUACAAAUAAUAUCAGUUAAAAAGUAUAAAUCUCUUACCUAAAAUCAAGGUACAGUGUCGUCAACUUGAAGCUUCUUAACCUCGAAUAUUUUCCCAGUGCAAAUCGUAAAAGUAUACAGUAAUUACGUUCAAUCAAGGAAGUGAUGGAAAGCAAAGUUGACACAAUCAGGGUGAAGAAGGAGCCCAACGAUAUUUGGUUAGAUGCAGGGGACGAUUAUAAUUCCAAUUUGAUGGACUCUUGCACAGUCAAAAACUUUAAAACAUAUACAUCUUAUAAAUUAUCAGAAAAUCAGGCUAUUGUAUUACAGACAAAGUUAGAUGAAAAAGUAUUAAUCGAUUUUGAGUGUAAAGGCUUUAAAACUGAACUAAAGCCUUCAUCGACCCUCGUAUUCAAAACUGAACAUCAAAAUUGCAGACCUAUUGUGAAAAUAGAAAACCAAAUUCAGACCAGUGAAACAAAUGAGAAUAUAUUCAUUGAUUUUCAGUGCAAAGAUAUGAAAUCUGAAUCAACAACCACCUGCAAAACUGAGUAUCAAAGUUAUCAAGGAGGUGGUUAUUAUAAAAAGAACCAAAUUAUCUCAUAACAAAAGUUUGUAUCAAAAAACUUAUAAAAAAGAAGAGAGUCUGAAAACACAUAUUAAUACCGUACAUAAGAGUAUUAAACCAUGUGAAUGUGAGAUUUGUCAUAAAUCAUUUGGAUACAAAAGACACCUUAAAUCUCAUGUAAUGACUGUACAUGGUCGGAGCAUACCCUUCGAAUGUGAGGCUUGCCACAAAUCAUUCUGAGCUAAAUAUAGACUCAAAUAUCACAUCGAUAAAGUACAUCAUCGUAUCAAACCCUUCGAGUGUGAGAUUUGUCACAAAUCGUUUAAACAUAAAGGUGAUCUCAAGCGGCACGUAAGUGUGGUACAUGAUUAAAGCAAACCUUUUGAUUGUGAUAUUUGCCACAAAUCAUUUGGAGAAAAGGGCAACCUCAAAAAACACAUAAAUGCAGUACAUAAUCAUAUUAACCCUUUUUAAUGUGAUAUUUGCAAUAAAUCAUUCGAAUACAAAAGUGACCUCAAUAAAUAUAUAAAUUUAGCAUAAACAAACCCUUGAAUGUGAGAUAUAUUAUCAAUUAUUAGACAGAAAUAUCAUCUUAAAAAACACAGAUGCAGUACACAAUCGAAGCAAACCCUUUGAAUGUAAGAAAUGUCAUAAGUUAUAUUUCACGUGAGAACUUACAUCAAUAAUGUACAUGAUUCUAGCAAAUCUUUUUAAUGUAAGUAUUGUCAGAAUCAUUCAGAUAUCAGAAUAAACUUAAAAGUUACAAUAUGACGUUACAUAAUCGUGGAAAAACCUUUGGAAUGUAAAAACUUGCCAUAAAUAAUUUGGACGAAAAUCAAACCUUAAAGCUCAC
Trichogramma pretiosum is the source of this 1595-nucleotide messenger RNA. RefSeq lists its product as uncharacterized. The transcript has 4 exons. Bases 340 to 780 code for a protein of 146 amino acids. The record is from RefSeq and is a predicted model, not a curated record. NCBI's taxonomy places the organism in Eukaryota, Metazoa, Arthropoda, Insecta, Hymenoptera, Trichogrammatidae.